Messenger RNA from Cylicostephanus goldi, 294 nucleotides. NCBI's taxonomy places the organism in Eukaryota, Metazoa, Nematoda, Chromadorea, Rhabditida, Strongylidae. The record is from the annotation of a GenBank genome assembly.
AUGUAUAUAGAAAGAGAGGAAACCAGAAUGAUAGUAGAAGAAAAGAAAGCCCAAUAUGAAAUAGUAAAAGAUGGAGUUUAUUCAGAUUAUACAGUAAUCAACCGACACACCGAUUAUUGCCCAUUUGUAGUAUGCUGGAACUUCGAUAUUGAAACAUAUCAGUGGGACCAAGGACAUUACUACAAUGAUGAAGCCAGUGCAAUGUGCGAGUUUUACCACAAAGAGAAAGAAGCCAUAGAUUAUAUAUUAGAAACCGAAUAUCUUGAUUUGCCAGAUUUAGAAGAGGGAGAGUAA